Drepanopeziza brunnea f. sp. 'multigermtubi' MB_m1 is the source of this 987-nucleotide messenger RNA. Lineage: Eukaryota; Fungi; Ascomycota; Leotiomycetes; Helotiales; Drepanopezizaceae. The record is from RefSeq and is a predicted model, not a curated record.
AUGCCCGAAAUAGCAGGAAAGCAAAUAGGCCCCAUCGGCUACGGCCUAAUGGGCCUCACAUGGCGUGCAUCACCGCCCUCGGAAUCGCAAUCCUUCGCCGCGAUGCGCGCCUCCCUCGCCACGGGCGCCAACUUCUGGAACGCAGGCGAGUUUUACGGCACGCCCACCCAUAACUCGCUUACCCUCCUGAACAGGUACUUUGAAAAGUACCCCGAGGAUGCAGAGAAAGUGGUGUUGAGCGUCAAAGGCGGGCUAGUGAACAUGAAGCCCGAUGGCACGGCUGAGGGGGUGAGGAGGAGUGUGGAGAAUUGCUUGAGUCUGUUGGGGGGGAAGAAGGGGAUCGAUGUUUUUGAGUGUGCGAGGGUGGAUAAGAACGUGCCUAUUGAGGAGACGAUGAGGGCUUUGGAGGGAUUGGUAAGGGAAGGAAAGAUUGGGGGAGUUGCAUUGAGCGAGGUGAGCGCUGAGACUGUGAGAAGGGCGGCGAAGGUUACGAAGAUUGUAGCCGUGGAGGUGGAAUUGAGUUUGUGGAGUUUGGAUGUUUUGAGCAAUGGGGUUGCGGAAGCGUGUGCUCAGCACAACAUCCCUAUGGUUGCAUACUCACCCAUAGGACAUGGUAUGUUGACCGGCGACAUCAAAUCGCCAGACGACAUUCCAGAAAACGACAUGAGAAAGAAGAUGCCUAGGUUCAGACCAGAGAACUUUAGCAAGAAUCUGGACUUGGUCAAGGAGCUGCAAGUUAUUGCCGAGCGCAAAGGCGUCACUCCUGCCCAGCUGGCUCUCGCUUGGUUGAGGAGUAUGUCGAAGAAAGACGGGAAACCCGAGAUUAUACCAAUUCCUGGCGCGACGACUGAAGCAAGGGUCUUGGAGAACUCCAAGGAUGUUACUUUGAGUGCUGGGGAGUUGAAGGCUAUUGAUGAAAUAUUGAAGGACUUCAAGGUGGUAGGGGAUAGGUAUGACGAGCAUGGAAUGGCGCAUUGCGAGGGUUGA